UCAUUCAAUCAUCUUGCGGAUGAACGAGAGGUCACGACGCUGUUCACCACACACUGAUGCACACACCACACCCAACGUCACGCACUGCAGGAGCUGGGCGAUUGAAUGAGGACCGAACUCGUACAUCAUCAGACCCAUUGCAUGACUGCUGUUGCAUCGAGCUGCGAAUCACAUACCUGCCGCUAAGUUCGUUCGUACAGACGCAAACUGGUUGGCGAUGGCAGCAUCAGUAUGUAGCAUUUCCCAUAAUGGGCGCAACAAACAAGGGGAGCUCAAGGUCUUCAAUAUAUUUCCUGCGUGAAGGCAGUCCAGACGCGACACACACGAGGGUACAAGAGGGGCCAGCGAAUGCAUCAAUUUGUGGAGUGUCUGAGCCAGCCGGUCUCACUGCACUGCCCCACUGCCCCACUCACUUGUAUUUUCCAGGGUCCGGUCCGAAGAUGCUGUGCGGACAGAAAGGAGACAUGAUGCAAGGAGACACGAUGCAAGUCAUUGCAAGGUUGCAUGAGGAUAAGUCACCUGAUGUGCCAGGGGAACAGCUGGCUGAUGGCCUCCACGCGGUCGCGCACUUGCUUUUCCUCCGCAGUCUGGUCACCCGGCUGUAGCAGCCAGACCUUGUUGCCUGCAUGGUCGCACCAAAGAGACAUACGCAUGAUCGCAUGAAUGCACCAUAUAUAGCGUGCCGCUCACCCAGGGCGUACUCGACAAUCUCGUUUGAGAUUCCACCCGUCCAGGUGAACUUCUUCUCAAAGAUGGAGGAGUGGCCAAAACCAAACACCAGGAUGCAAGCAGUGACUGUUGUGCCGCCAUCAAUCGUACUGCUUGUUGAAGUUCGUGUCCAAGUAGAGGAGGUGAGGCAGAAUUGUGAAAGGUGUCUGUCCGCCUCGCGUCAAUUCGUCAAGGGCCUGAAAGGACCCGAACAAGGCGGAGACACAAGGGGACAGCCCCAGCCGCUCAGACGGGUCGAUGCGUGCAACUUGGCUGACUUUUGCAUUCGCCUUGGCGGAUUUGUGGAAAAGCUUCGCAAGCUCGUGAGGCUUUUUGUCGAGCUUGUCGAGGAGUUCCUGUGCGUAGCUGCAAAGACGAGAAUGUGUCGACUUGUCAUAGAUCCGCAGAGAGAGAGCUUACGUUGGAGCGAUCCUCUUGUGCACUUUGGGCUUGAACAGCUGAUCGCGGAACGACUUGACGGCCUCCCGUCCGCGGACUUCCAUGGCCGUCUCGAGGUCCAUGUAUCUGAUGCCAUCACAGAGACAAGGCGCAUUCUCCAGUCGUGCACAUACAAGUCAAGCCGGACCCGAGCAUUGAGCGGUCAUUCAUGUUGGCGCUGCCAAUCUUCACACAAACAAACGAACAAACAAGCAGAAAGAAAACAAGUGCAGCGUCUGAGCAGCUAGCUCAUCGUUCGCUACUGCUUACAAUCGCAUACUCUCCGUCCACAAUCAUUGCCUGCACACAUAGCCGCCAAGAGAGAGAGGAACAAAUCAGCGGAGACACAUGAUAAGAUGUAUAGUAUAGUGUCCUUCUUUCCUUGCUGUGGACGUAUGUAUUGUAGAAGACGAUCUCCCCGUUCCGACUGUCAAAGUCGGGCGCCUGCUCUUUUCCCUCUUUUGCCUGUUGGCGUCGUUUUUCCAUCUCUUUGUUUGUCUCGAAGUCAGCUUUGCCCUGAUGUGUACAAGAGAUGACGACGCACACAUGCUUAAGUGCCAGACACAACAAUCAGGCGCCUUACAUGGAAAAGAACAGUAAAGUAGUUUUUCAGUUGCUUGCUGGUCACUUUGUUGGUGCCCGUCUUGGCGUCCUUCUUGCGUGCCUCCUCCAGGACUCUCUCCAAGGCCGGAAUGAGCCCGCAAUCCUUAUCUGAAGGUCGGCAAGUCACAAUGCAGCCCUUUUGAGCACCCAUGAGCCUCUGUGUAUGAUGUCGGAGUACCGAAAAGGGUGAAGUAUCGGUUGUAAAACAACUGAAGGCACACGCAGACAACAGAGCUGUGUCAAAGCAGACAUCCAUGCGCCUGUGUGGCUUACGAUCGCUUCUUUUGCGGACAUUGAUGUCACGAGAACGACCGAGAAGUCCUCAUUUUUCUCGAUUGCUCGCUUGAUGCGCCUGUACAUCGAUAAACAACACUCAUUUAUCAUCUCAACCUUCUCUUUCCACCUACUUGUAAAGAGACUUGCCCAGCUUGUUUUUUGCGUGGAAGUUUUCACUCUCGGAAUCCCACCUACAGCUUUCUGGCAGGUCGGCUUUCAAAUCUCCGGAAGCCGGCUUGAAUCGCGGCUGUAUGAAAUCAUGCGGAUCACUUAUUAAAUCCGGGUUCGGAGAGAAGGGGCGCUGAAAGUGAUAAGCAGAGGGAGCAGACAUCAGUCGUCAGGCAUGUCGAUAAUCUGCUUCUUUCAGUCGACCAGGGCACUGGAGAUAAAGUACUGAUUCUCAAUGUAGACAUACUACAGAUGGCAACAGACAGAGACAUCAACCAGGUGAGAAGGGGAAUUACCAAGGGCGCCUCUAUGUGCUCUCUAUGUAUAUAAGGUGAAAUCUUCUUUGCGCCGUCGAUGAGUCUCAGAGUGGUGUCGUAAAUGGUCGUGCUGAGUAUACACAAGAAGACACAGCGAACAACGAAUGUUCAUUCGUGUGUAUGUUGGAGACACUUGUCGGCUUUGCUUACAUGGGAUAAGAGUAGCCUGCAUUUCUUAGCCAGUACCAGUCGCCAGUCACAAGCGCACGGCAUUCAGCGUUCGUCGCGCCAGUUGCACUUGCGUAUUUGCCUCCCAAUAGAGAGCGAUUAAUCUUCCUGAGUCUGUCGCCACGUGAAGUUUUGUCAACCUUCAAAACUUCUUUCCACUCGUCGGCAGUGGGCGGCAAGUUGUUGGAUUGGCACUGAAAAGGAGAACCGCGCUUUCUUUGCUUUUUGUUUUAUGGUGUUUACCAUGUAUUCGAAGAUUUUUUCUCGAUCUGCAAACAGACUCGUGAGCUUGUAGGCAUCGAAGUUCUCUUUGAGGGUCUUGCAUCCCUUUCUCCAUCUGGCACGCACCGGAACGGCGGUAAAGGGGCAGAGCGAAUAUGAGGCAGCAGCAGAGGAAACAAAGAGAUAACGCACCGAUUGAUGUGCACAGAUGCGAUGUCCGCAGCCGCUUUGCCAGUGACUCGGCACUGGGUGUCAUGAUGGUGCUUCUUAGCCGAUCUCCGCUUCAUGUGGUAGCGGUCAUGUGAAGGUGUUUGGAGUUUGUCAGUAUAAAUGUCAAUCCCUACGGUAGACACACACAAUCCGCCGGAGUGUAUGAUAAGCUGGAUGCACAACUUUAUAUACCGCCAACAUAAGCGAUUUCUCUGUUGAUGAUGACAUUCUUCACGUGUGCCAUCCGUAUUGCCUCCAUAUUAUCACCUGGCUUCUGGACUCACAUGGAUCAAAGAGAAGAACCGAUGAUACAUACAAACACAUGACGCCAAACCUUGUAGGAGCACUCAGUAUCGUCCUGCUUGUAUGAAGCGUAACCCCUGCACAGAUUUGUACGAGUUGUGAGAGACAUGGUAUUGGGAGGCUUUUGAUUUGGCGACUAGCGCAGCCGACCAGUCGGAGAAAUAGAGGAUACCGAGCUCCCAGAGUUUCUCCAUAGUGUCGAUCUUGGUGUUGUACUCAUCUUGAAAUCGGCCGGCGGCCAUCUCUAUAUAGCACGACACAGGCAUUGGAUGUUGCGGGCAGGAUGAGAGCCUCCUGAUCGUGUCUCUUACCGUAGCCGAGUACGUAUACUUUAACGCCCUGCUCACGUUCAGUCGGAGGAAUACAAAGUCACAACACAUGAGUUGCUUACCGUAAAAUAGAGAUGCCGCAAGACGUUUUGCAGUGUACUCUCUGGCUGGUGGGAGCCCAUGAGAGGUGUAUCGAGGUCGGUGUGCCAGCCGCUGAGAUGAGCGAGAAGCUGUGAGUCGACAGAGAAUGAUAUGCUAUAUCGCCUACGCGAUGAUCACUUCGUUCUCCCUCCCUAGCGGAUUAGAGUUCAGACGAGGGCUCAU
Molecule: messenger RNA, 4006 nt
Organism: Vitrella brassicaformis
Lineage: Eukaryota; Vitrellaceae
Source: the annotation of a GenBank genome assembly